Podarcis lilfordi (Lilford's wall lizard) is the source of this 10480-nucleotide messenger RNA. NCBI's taxonomy places the organism in Eukaryota, Metazoa, Chordata, Lepidosauria, Squamata, Lacertidae. The record is from the annotation of a GenBank genome assembly.
AUGGAUGAGCGAAACUCAGCUGGCCCUGGAACAGGAAGAGGCCAUGCCAGCCAAACUGGGAGCAGUGGGGGAUUCUGGGAAAACCCAGUGCAGAAGAUCCUGGGUGAGGAGGACACUCUCCGCUCAGAGGUGCAGAGUCAGCAGUUGAGGCAGUUCUGCUGCCAGGAGGCCAAAGGACCCCGAGAGGUUUGCAGCAGACUCUUCCACCUUGACCACCAGUGGCUGAAGCCGGAAAGGCACACGAAAGCUGAGAUGCUGGACCUGGUGAUCUUGGAGCAGUUCCUGGCUGUCCUUCCCCCGGAGAUGGAGAGCUGGGUGAGGGAAUGCGGAGCGGAGAGCAGUUCCCAGGCGGUGGCCCUGGCCGAAGGUUUCCUCCUGAGUCAGGCAGAGGAGAGAAAGCAGGUGAGAGAGACUUUCCUCUGGAUACUCCCAAGGGGCUCCAAACAGGACAGAGAACAUCCCAUAAUGGUCUGCUGAUGGCCCAUCCGUUUUCUGGGAAAGCAUCCAUGGAAUGAGAUCUCGUAGUCUUUCUCACCAUUCUCUGUUUUGAAUCCUUGUUUCUUUUUCAGGGAAAGGAUCUCUUUGCAGAAAUGGACCUGGAUUCCUGUGAGGCAGAGAGGCCUCCGUUGGACACCAGAGAGAGGCCACUGGGUAAGGAGGAAGGUGGUUUUUCUCCGUCUGGUCUCAUUCUGUUGGUUCUCCAACUCAUCUGGGGGUUCUUUUCAUCUUGUUUUGGGGGGAGACAGUUGGGAAGAAGGGUCCAGAGGAGGGGAGAUGUAUUUUUGCACCACAAACAUAUGAAAUGGGCACAAACGUCCAAAUGCUCUCAGUAGGUAAGGCUUUCUCAAAGGCCCAUCUGUAGUUAGAGAUGCCCUGUUUCACCUGUGAGAGAAGCAGGCACUCCAGGCGUCCUGAUCACCUUUUUCCUCUUGCAGGUGACAGAGUGAUGCUGGCAAGACUUCCUGAUCCGUCUUUUCAUGGGGACAGAAGGGAAGCAGCGGCUGUGGAACCAGAUCAGGUCAGGGGAAGCUGCCUUGUGGGGACAGAGACUGAGGGAUGGAGCAGUGUCAUGGACUGGUUGCGGACAGAGGAAUGGUGGAAGGAAGCAGCCGGGGAACCAGGAAGGGACGAUGGCUGAGAGCCCAAGAAGUAGAGAUAGAAGAAGAACGGGUGGUCAGAGGGGGAAGAGGGAGAAGCCUGGGAAGAGGAGGUGUCAGAAGCUGGAGGGCGAACAGGGCUUAGUGAGCUGGGAGACUCUGUGGCAGAAUGCAGUGCAGAAUCAGAGGCAGAAGAGGAAGGAGGCAAGUGGGAGAGGAAGGUCGAGAGGCAGAGGUGAGUCAGAAUAAGGAAGAGCCACAGGUGGCUCCCUCUCCUUUUGCCAGAAGCCACCCUCCCUGCUUGUCUCUCAGAGCCAGGAGACCCCAUGCAUUGCAGGAAUCUCUGCUAGAUCAUCCAAGACAGAUGGCCAUCCAAAACAGGCUUAUUUGAUUUCUAGAUUGAUCACUGAAUGCUCAGAUUGGUUUCUAAGCAGUGAACAAAUCAGAACAAAUAGUGGCCUGGAUUCACCUAAUCAGCCCCAUUGGCUGCAAAAUGGGGCCUGCCCCCCAUUCCUCCCCCUCUCCAUGCCCCCAUGAACCCCUGGAAUUUGGCUCUAGGGCAUUGGGAGGGAACUCCCCAGAACAGCUCAGGAGGAGAGGAGAAAGUGGACCCUUCCAUCAGGCAAACUGGAAUGCUUGUGUAGGCAGAAUGACCUGGAAAACACAGUGUGGAGUACCACCUAUUUGCACAAAGACGAAUACCCAUAAUUAAAACUUAGAAUAAAAUAAGCAUCCAGAAUUAAAAUGUGCAGCAAAGUAAUCCUAUUGAAACAACUCCCCUGCGUGAGUGCCUGAGGGCCCUGCUCCUGCCACUCACCACCUGGCCCAGGGCGGGGCCUGAAGCCUCAUAAGGACGGUUGUUGCUGCUGCUGCUGCUGCUGCUGCUGGCCAGGAGGACUCGGAGCGGCGCAAUGUUCUUUUUAAAAUGUAUUUAAAAUUUUCUUUUCCCCUUUUGAUUACUUUUUUUUGGGGGGGUAGGGUGGAUGUUUGGUUGGGCUCGGGAAUUUGUUUGAUUUUGAUUGUAAUUUUUACAGUUUUUUGUUUGUAUUGUUUUAUUGUGGGUUCUUUCUUUUCUUUAAGGGUUUUAUUUUGUUCUUAAGGGGGGGUAAGGGCUGCCGGGGAGUGGGCCCCAGCCCACAAAAUAGCUAGGGCAUGUUCCCCAAGGGGGAUGCCCUGGGACAACUGAUCUUAGUGAUCACGGGUAGGAGGAGGAGUUACGCUAAGACCAGACCAUGUCAUUACAGAGGAGGCAGGUUUAGUCGUUGUUGGAGGACUAUCCCUGCCUCCGGGUCUGGUCCUGACUGGACGGAUACUAGAAUCAGCAAGCGAUACCCACAUGACCUGAAGGUGCUGCUGUGCAAUGCCAGGUCAAUAAUUCAUAAAACCACUGCCAUCCAUGACUUGAUCAUGGAUGAAGGACUUGACCUGGCAUGUGUAACAGAGACUUCGUUGGAUGAAGCAGAUGGGCCUGUCCUUGCCACUGCUUGCCCACCAGGUUUCUCUUACACAGCAACCCAGGCCUUGUGCAUAGCUGUCAAGUGUCCCUUAUUUGAAGGGACAGUCCCUUAUUCCAGCACCAUGUCCCGCUGCUGUCCCUUAUUGAUAGAUGUCCCUUAAAUGUCCCUUAAAUGAUGUCCCUUAAAUUUCAAAGGAAGCAGCUCCUCUCCCUCCCUCCCUUCCUGCCAGGGAGGAGGGAGGCUCCAACUGUGUUGCUUGGCUGUGUUGCUCACCCAAUAAGAAGUCUAAGAACGACUGGGGGGUGGAGCUUGCAUGCCUUGUGUGUGGCUAGUUAAUGCAAGCUGAGGGUGUUUUUGAAUGCUGGACGCCAUUUUGUUGCACGUGCUGCUGCAAACUUUACAGUGCAAAGCCAGGCUGCAGAGCCAUCUUAAGUUGAGGCUGCAUAGGCCUUGUGGUGCAUGUGAUUCAGAUUCAAUUCAGUUGAACCUCUGGUUACAAAGUUGGUUGGACAGUGUUCUCGAAGCUACCCAGCAUGAGUUUGACCAGACUGCAGGAGGACAGGAAGACUGGAGUGCCUGGAACAGGUGAGGCUGCAGGUCCCUUAUUUUGGCUGCUGGUCCCUUAUUUUCAGGGCUGCUGGUCCCUUAUUUUCAAAUCUGUAAGUUGACAGCUAUGGCCUUGUGGGCGGGGAGGGGGGGUUGCAGUGACAUGGUCAGAUCACUUCCUGGUGCAACUGGACUACUCCGCGACCCUUCCCCUCUCCAGGGAGGGGGGACCGAUUCAGAUGGUCCACCCCCGCCACUUAAUGGAUUCAAAUGUUUUCCAGAGAGUGGUAGGGGAUGCUUUAUCCCAUGUUGAUGGCCUUACAGCUGAUUCCCUGGUGGCCUGCUGGAAUGUGGAGUUAACCAGGACUAUUGACUGUUUGGCUCCAAAGCGCCCUCUUCGAUUGCAUGGAGCCUGGACAGCCCUGUGGUUUUCCACGGAUCUGAGAGCAAUGAAACAAUCGCUGAGACGGCUAGAGCGCCGGUGGCGGACAACUCGUUCUGAAGCUGACCGGACACGGGUUAGAGCUCAAUGUCGAGCCUACCAAGUGGCGGUAGCAACGGCGAAGAAGACUUUCUUGGCCGCCUCUAUUGCAUCUGCAGAAAACAGCAGCAGGAGACUUUUUUAGGUGGUUCACAAUAUAGCAGAACCACCUGCUACAUCGGGGCCCAGUAUGGGCCACAUUAUCUCCUGCAAUGAUUUUGCAAAGUUUUCUGCAGAUAAAGUCGCUCAGAUUCAGGAAGAGGUAGACUCCACCGUGGGAGCAGGGCCGGGACAGGAGAGUGCUAGUGUCCUGUCUAGUCAAGUUGCGUGGGAUCAAUUCCAAUCUGUUACCUCUGAGGAUGUGGACAGGCUGCUUGGACGAGUGAGACCAACCACCUGUCUCCUUGAUCCUUGCCCAUUCUGGCUUAUAAAAGCUAGCCGGUAAGGGCUGGGCGAUGGGCUUUGAGGGGUCGUGAAUUAUUCUCUCUGUGAGGGAGCCUUCCCAGACCCGCUGAAAAAGGUGGUUAUCAAACCGCUUAUUAAAAACCAUAUUUAAAUGCUGCCAAUAUGGCUAACUAUCGCCCAGUCUCAAAUCUUCCAUUCUUGGGCAAGGUGAUUGAGCGAGUGGUUGCUGAACAACUCCAGGCACGCCUGGAAGAAGCGGACCUUUUGGAUCCCUUCCAGUCAGGAUUCAGGCCUCAUCAUGGGGACUGAAGCUGCCUCGGUCGCACUGGUCGAUGAUCUCUGGCGGGCUAGGGACAAAGGUAAGAGCUGUUUCCUAUUUCUGCUGGCUCUCUCAGCAGCGUUUGAUACCGUCGACCAUAACAUCCUUCUGGACCGUCUUGAGGGGCUGGGAGCUAGGGGCACUGUCAUACAGUGGUUCCGCUCCUUCCUCCUGGGCUGUGUUCAGAAAGUGGUGGGGGGGGAUGAGUGUUCAGACCCCUGGGCUCUCACUUGUGGGGUGCCUCAGGGUUCCGUCCUCUCCCCCAUGCUUUUCAACAUCUACAUGCAGCCACUGGGAGAGAUCAUCAGGGGGUUUGGGCUGGGUGCUCAUCAGUAUGCGGAUGAUACCCAGCUAUACGUCUCUUUCAAAUUGGACCCAGUGAAGGCGGUGAAAGUCCUGUUUGAAAGUCCUGUUGGAGGAUGGAUGGCGGCUAACAGAUUGAGGCUGAAUCUUGGCAAGACAGAAGUACUGUUUUCGGGGGACAGGAGGCGGGCAGGUGUGGGAGGACUCCCUGGUCCUGAAUGGGGUAACUGUGUCCCUGAAGGACCAGGUGUGCAGCCUGGGAGUCAUUCUGGACUCACAGCUGUCCAUGGAGGCACAGGUCAAUUGUGUGUCCAGGGCAGCUGUUUAUCAGCUCCAUCUGGUACGCUGGCUGAGACCCUACCUGCCCUCAGACUGUCUCACCAGAGUGGUGCAUGCCCUAGUUAUCUCUCGCUUGGACUACUGCAAUGCACUCUAUGUGGGGCUACCUUUGAAGGUGACCCGGAAACUACAACUAAUCUAAAAUGUGGCAGCUAGACUGGUGACUGGGAGUGGCUGCCGAGACCAUAUAACACCAGUCUUGAAAGACCUGCAUUUUCUCCCAGUACGUUUCCGAGCACAAUUCAUUGUGUUGGUGCUGACCUUUAAAGCCCUAAAAGGCCUCGGUCCAGUAUACCUGAAGGAGCGUCUCCACCCCCAUCGUUCUGCCCAGACACUGAGGUCCAGCGCUGAGGGCCUUCUGGCGGUUCCCUCGCUGUGAGAAGCCAAGUUACAUGGAACCAGGCAGAGGGCCUUCUCGGUAGUGGCACCCGCCCUGUGGAAUGCCCUCCCACCAGAUGUCAAAGAGAAAAAUAACUACCAAACUUUUAGAAGACAUCUAAAGGCAGCCCUGUUUAGGGAAGGUUUUAAUGUUUAAUAGAUGAUUGUAUUUUAGUGUUUUAUUGGAAGCCGCCCAAAGUGGCUAGGGAAACCCAGCCAGAUGGGCGGGGUAUAAAUAUUAAUUAUUAUUAUUAUUAUUAACAAGAAGGAAAUAACAGAGCAUUGUGUAGCAGAUCAUAUUUCUGCUGUCUCAGAGGAGGACAUUUCCCUUUUUCUUUUAGGGUCCAGCGUGCUUUGAAGAUGUUGCUGUUCGUUUCACGGACGAGGAGUGGGCGAUGCUGGAUCCUGACCAGAGAGCUCUGCAUAAGGACGUCAUGGAGGAGAAUUGUGGGAUAUUGGCCUCUCUUGGUAAGGCUCCCUGUGGGAUCGUCAUAUCAGCCUGGAAAUUCAAAAAAUACCUCAAUGUGACCAACCUCAUAUAUUUUCACAGAGCUCAACAGCGCCCCCUAUAACACCUGGGAACCUAACACCCUCACAAUAGAGUUAAUUACAGUUUUUUCUUUGAACAGCCUUCCUCAAAUUAUUCCUUUUUCUACCAGGAUUGGGCUGGUCUGAACUUCCCAGGCCACCUUCAAUGUCAGCUUCAGAAUUGUUAGGAAAGAUAAGUAGCUUCAGGUUUUUGUUUUUUGUUUUUGCUCCUGUCAGUCUUGGGUUGACCAAAGAGAGGACUGGCAGUGAAGCUCAGGUGCUGCCAGCCAGAGAAUAAGCAGGCCUAGGGAGAGGAGAGUUAGCAGCGGAAGGCAGAGAGGAGGGGGAGAGCAACUGUCAUCUGAGCUCUGAACAAGGGGGAGAAGAAAAAGAAAGACAGACAGCUGUGUGAGAGCUACAGGAGUGAGUCAGACACUGGAAUGCAGGAAGCAUUCUCUGCCAAAUUUAAAGAUACUGGAAGAGAAGGUGGGGGCUUCCGUGCUGGGGAAGGGGAAGGAGCUCAGUCUGGGCAACUCCAUCUUGUGGGGAGGAUGAUGAGUAGAGGAGCUCCGUCCAAGUUUGUUGUUUUAGCAAUAAAUCUGAAAUUAUUAACAGAGUCGUCUCACGUUUGUGGGAGAGACCAAGCCAUAACAAGGACUGACAUUGGAGAUGGAGGGGAUGCCAUGACUGGGCCAAACAAAAUCGAUCCCAGAGAAGAGCUAGGCUUAUGGAAUCUCAGGUAGUAAUAGCAGUGAUGAGGAUGAGGAUGAUACAGUGGUACCUCGGUUUACAAAAUUAAGCUUUUCCAGAACAGGUACCACUGUAGUAAUAAUAAUAAUUUUUAUUUCUACACUGCCGAUAAUAAUAAUAAUAAUAAUCUGAUUCCAUAUAAAAAGAACAUUAACUUUAAAAUGAACAACUUAUACUAGUGGCCAAAAUUGUGGAAAGCUUUUGUGAAAAGUGUAUUUCUGAGGUUUGAUGGCUCAUAACUCCACCUUUGUGUGGAAUAAUGCCAUAAAAUUAUAUAGCAAUGGAAAGAUAUUUUAAUGAAGAAUGUAAUGCAAUGACUUUUAUGAUGGAGUAUUUAUUAGAACAGCAGUCAUAAAGAAAAAACGUGAAACCUUUGGUAACCAUUGGUAACCUUUAGCUUUCAUUACGGCCUUACAACAUCUUCCCAUGAAGUGAAUCAAGUUUUUAGUUCUGCAGUUGUAAUAAUGUGAAACAAAGACUGAAUUAUUGCCUCUGUUCACUGGGCUUUAUUGCUGGGUUGCUUCUGUUUAAAAUGUUUCUUUAGUCGACUGCAUAGAUUUCCAACUGGGUUAAAGUUUUGGCUAUUCCCAGGCCAUUCCGGCAGUGGAAUAGGAUUAUCUUGAAAGCACUUUUUCAACACAGCAGCAACAUGACAUGGAGCUGAAUAUCUUCCUGCCUUUACCAGUCUGAUUUUGUAGUGCCUGAGUCUCCUUAUACCUCUUCAAAAAUAUAGAAAGGCCAGCUUUGGUUAUGUUUCCCCCAAUCUCUCUUCAAAUUUCUUCAUAAUUGUAGCCUUGUUCACUUAAUAGUACUAUUUUACAUCGCUUUCUGGGUGACCCGUCAACUCUUUGUGCCAUUUCUAUAAUUUUAUUAUGUUUUACAACCUCACUAAAUGAAAGAACACAAAAAACCCCAACCAACUUGAUAGCAAUCACAUAACACAUUGACAAAAGUAAACCUAAGCAAGUUGUGCUUCCUUUUUCUGGUUAUUUGACUAUAACAUUUGAUAAAAUAUGAGUAAUUGAACAAACUUGCAUUCUUGAUGGAUUGCAUUCUUGAUUAAAUUAUCUUUCCAUUGAUAUACAAUUUUAUGUUAUUCCUAUAAAAGAAGUGGUGUUAUGAGCUAUCAAACCUCUGAAAUACACUUUUUUCCAAGAGUCUUCCACAAUUUGGACCACUACUAUAUAUUAAACAAACCAACAUUCAACAACUCAUCAGAAUCUAAUAAUAAAUAUGUUGGUUAAUGACAAACAACACAGGUAAUGAAGACCCCCCCCAACUUCCUUCAGUUCUUCUCCAUUUGUUCCUGAGGCUCUAAUCCCUUUUUGUCUCUAUUGCAGAUUGUGAUGAAUCGGAAAUCGAGAACAAAGGUGACCACGAUAAAAUCCCCAGAGAGGAGAAGCCACGUAAAAAUUUGGAGUGUGGAGAAAGCUGCAGUCAGAGCUCCCAUUCCACUUCCCAUCAACAAAAUCCCAUUGGAAAGAAACUCUAUCAGUGCAUGGAAUGUGGAAAAAGCUUCAGUCACAGCUCCAAUCUAAUUUACCAUCAAAGAAUUCAUACAGGGGAGAAACCCUAUCAGUGUGUGGAAUGUGGAAAGAGGUUCAGGAAGAGCUCCCAUCUAAUUUCCCAUCAAAGAAUUCAUACAGGGGAGAAACCCUAUCAGUGUGUGGAAUGUGGAAAGAGCUUCAGUCACAGCCACAGUCUCACCUCCCAUCAAAGAAUUCAUACAGGGGAGAAACCCUAUCAGUGUGUGGAAUGUGGAAAGAGCUUCAGUCACAGCCACUGUCUCACCUCCCAUCAGAGAAUUCAUACAGGGGAGAAACCCUAUCAGUGUGUGGAAUGUGGAAAGAGCUUCAGGAAGAACUCCCAUCUCACUUCCCAUCAAAUAAUUCAUACAGGGGAGAAACCCUAUCAGUGUGUGGAAUGUGGAAAGAGCUUCAGGAAGAAGGACAAACUCACUUCCCAUCAAAUAAUUCAUACAGGAGAAAAACCCUAUCAGUGUGUGGAAUGUGGAAAGAGCUUCAGGAAGAAGGACAAACUCACUUCCCAUCAAAGAAUUCAUACAGGAGAAAAACCCUAUCAGUGUGUGGAAUGUGGAAAGAGGUUCAGGACACGCUACGAACUCACUUCCCAUCAGAGAAUUCAUACAGGGGAGAAACCCUAUCAGUGUGUGGAAUGUGGAAAGAGCUUCAGUCAGAGCUCCUCUCUCACUUUCCAUCAAAGAAUUCAUACAGGGGAGAAACCCUAUCAGUGUGUGGAUUGUGGAAAGAGCUUCACUGUUAGCUCCGCUUUCACUUCCCAUCAAAGAAUUCAUACAGGAGAAAAACCCUAUCAGUGUGUUGAAUGUGGAAAGAGAUUCAGGAAGAGCUCCGAUCUCACUUCCCAUCAAAGAGUUCAUGCAGGGGAGAAACCCUAUCAGUGUGUGGAAUGUGGAAAGAGAUUCAGUCUGAGCUCCUCUCUCACUUCCCAUCAAAUAAUUCAUACAGGAGAAAAACCCUAUCAGUGUGUGGAAUGUGGAAAGAGCUUCAGUCAGAGCUCCUCUCUCACUUCCCAUCAAAGAAUUCAUACAGGGGAGAAACCCUAUCAGUGUGUGGAAUGUGGAAAGAGCUUCAGUCACAGUCAGAAUCUCACUUCCCAUCAAAGAAUUCAUAGAGGAGAAAAACCCUAUCAGUGUGUGGAAUGUGGAAAGAGCUUCAGUCACAGCCACCAUCUCACUUCCCAUCAAAGAAUUCAUACAGGGGCGAAACCCUAUCAGUGUGUGGAAUGUGGAAAGAGCUUCACUGAUAGCUCCUCUCUCACUUCCCAUCAAAGAAUCCAUACAGGGGAGAAACCCUAUCAGUGUGUCGAAUGUGGAAGGAGCUUCAGUCAUAGCUCCUCUCUCAUUUCCCAUCAAAGAAUCCAUACAGGGGAGAAACCCUAUCAGUGUGUCGAAUGUGGAGCGAGCUUCAGUCACAGCCACAGUCUUACCUCCCAUGAGAGAAUUCAUACAGGGGAGAAACCCUAUCAGUGUGUGGAUUGUGGAAAGAGCUUCAUUCAGAGCUCCUCUCUCACUUUCCAUCAAAGAAUUCAUACAGGGGAGAAACCCUUUCAGUGUGUGGAAUGUGGAAAGAGCUUCAGUCACAGCCACAGUCUCACCUCCCAUCAGAGAAUUCAUACAGGGGAGAAACCCUAUCAGUGUGUGGAAUGUGGAAAGAGCUUCAGUGUUAGCUCCGCUUUCACUUCCCAUCAAAGAAUCCAUACAGGAGAAAAACCCUAUCAGUGUGUGGAAUGUGGAAAGAGCUUCAGUCAGAGCUGCUCUCUCACUUCCCAUCAAAGAGUUCAUACAGGGGAGAAACCCUAUCAGUGUGUGGAAUGUGGAAAGAGCUUCAGUCAGAGCUCCUCUCUCACUUACCAUCAAAGAAUUCAUACAGGAGAAAAACCCUAUCAGUGUGUGGAAUGUGGAAAGAGCUUCAGUGACAGCCGCGGUCUCACCUCCCAUCAGAGAAUUCAUACAGGGGAGAAACCCUAUCAGUGUGUGGAAUGUGGAAAGAGCUUCAGGAAGAGCUCCGAUCUCACUUCCCAUGAAAGAAUUCAUACAGGGGAGAAACCCUAUCAGUGUGUGGAAUGUGGAAAGUGCUUCAGUCACAGUCAGAAUCUCACUUCCCAUCAAAGAAUUCAUACAGGGGAGAAACCCUAUCAGUGUGUGGAAUGUGGAAAGAGCUUCAGUCACAGUCAGAAUCUCACUUCCCAUCAAAGAAUUCAUAGAGGAGAAAAAACCCUAUCAGUGUGUGGAAUGUGGAAAGAGCUUCAGUCACAGCCACCAUCUCACUUCCCAUCAAAGAAUUCAUACAGGGGCGAAACCCUAUCAGUGUGUGGAAUGUGGAAAGAGCUUCACUGA